Messenger RNA from Lottia gigantea (owl limpet), 444 nucleotides. RefSeq lists its product as hypothetical. The record is from RefSeq and is a predicted model, not a curated record. Bases 1 to 444 code for a protein of 147 amino acids. The transcript has 4 exons. NCBI's taxonomy places the organism in Eukaryota, Metazoa, Mollusca, Gastropoda, Lottiidae. Gene Ontology annotation, molecular function: signaling receptor activity.
AUGACAUCUUUGAAGUUUGUUGUGGUCUUUCUUGUUUUGCAAGUUGUAUACUCCUGUCCAAAUGGUUAUCAUCAACAUGAUGGGUCAUGUUAUGCUGUGGUACCUAUUGCAACAACAUGGCCGAAUGCUGUGACAUAUUGUAAAGCUAUUGGAGGAUAUUUAUCAGUAGUCGAUGGGGCUGUUGAAAGAAAUUAUUUAAAACAAUAUAUCAACAAUAAAUACGGUUCACAAUUUAAAUAUUACUGGAUUGGUGGCUUGAACUAUGUGGAUGGUUCCUGGGUUUGGGCAGGCUCAGUAAGAACCAUUGAUCCUUUGAUGUGGUACCCAGGGGAACCCUCUGGUAGACCUGGUGAAAGAUGUCUAAUGAUGGUGCAGAAAGAUAAUUAUCUCUUCGGAGAUUUGGAAUGCGAUGCUAAGUACCCUUUUGUGUGUGAAGUAAGGUAA